Messenger RNA from Torulaspora globosa, 1479 nucleotides. It is a transcript of the gene RIT1, whose product is annotated as tRNA A64-2'-O-ribosylphosphate transferase. Gene Ontology annotation, molecular function: tRNA adenosine(64)-2'-O-ribosylphosphate transferase activity. The coding region runs from base 1 to 1479 and encodes 492 amino acids. Gene Ontology annotation, cellular component: cytoplasm. NCBI's taxonomy places the organism in Eukaryota, Fungi, Ascomycota, Saccharomycetes, Saccharomycetales, Saccharomycetaceae. Gene Ontology annotation, biological process: charged-tRNA amino acid modification. The record is from RefSeq and is a predicted model, not a curated record. The transcript has a single exon.
AUGGAUCAGGACAUUCGAGCUGUACGAAACCAAAUCCAGAAGGCCAUCAAGAAAGAUGAUCGAUCUUUAAGAAACAGGCUUCAAAGUAUUCUUCUAGACAAUAGCUUUCUAUGCCACAUGGUGCUGCCUCGCUUCCCAAACUUCCCGGUAAUACCAAAUGAGCGAUGUGGUCUAUGGUAUUGCGACCCCAAGCAAUAUGGGCAAACGAGCUAUUUCAAAAGCACGGAUGGCCAUGUCAAUCAGUGGGAUUUCAGCGUACGAAGACUGAACUUCCACCUUCUGCCAACUAUUGCAAAGAAUUCUGGCGUUAUAAUCGUCGAUAGCACCAGACGUGGUAAAAAGAUCCCUGAUGCUUUGAGUAAGACAGUGCCUAUAUGGUGUGCUGUACUGAAUAGUAUUGCAAUGGAACAUCGGAAUGGAAGUAGUGAACAAGAGAUACUUUACUUACCGCCAACAUCGGUCUCUGAAUCCGAGAGGCAUUCGAUCAGAACACGAUUGCCUGCGCUAGUGAAGAAAUUGAAGGAAUUUGACAUUAUUGACGGAAGAAAGCUACAUGAGCAACUUGGAGGGAGGCUGCUGAGGCCGUUUUGGGUAUACCCGGGUUCGCCCAUGUUGGAACCGAUUACCGAUGUAUUCACCGGAGAGGUUUUGCAAAAAAUAUGGGACUUUGGCGACGAUAACAUUAUUCCUAUCAUCUUAUGUACGGUGAGCUAUUGCGCUCAGGAUGGGAUAGAUAAGAGAUAUGGAUUCACUUAUGUUCAGGGCGCAGCAGACGACCAUGAACUUUGGUCUCAAGGACUAACCGCUCAGUUGUUUUGGUCCGAUAUUGAUUAUUUGCGAGACUCCAAUCGAUCAGAGCAAGAAAUUGAAAGUCGGGUUGCCGAGCUUGUAUUCAAAAAUGACUGUGCCUCCAAAGAUAUAACAGUAGAUUAUGCUUUUCCUCAAAUUGAUUCUGUGACUCCAGAACUCUCAUUAGGUAGGGUGCGGGAUAACCUCGAGAUAACCGAAAAUCUGAUUGUACAGCUUGGUGAAAGUUAUUCGGUAAUCAUUAUUUUGAGUUCCUCAGUCAAAAUUAGUGCACCUAAACCUUUGAAGGAUGAGUUUACGGAGCUUAUAAAAGUGUACAAGCUGCAAAGCGGAUCCAAAGCUAGCUCAAAAGAACUCAGGAAUCAGCUGUUAAGGAUUGCUCCUCCCUUGCAAGCAAAAGUUCUGGAAAAGCCCAGGAAACCAAUCCUCAUUUCAUGCAACUCAGGUACAGAUGUCUCUGUCGGGCUACUGCUUGCCAUACUUUCUUUAGAUUAUGGGCCCGACUGGACGCUAGGAAGCCCAACGGUGAUCAACAAGACCACAGUUAAAAAGCAUUUGGCUAAAAUCAUAUCUCAUCUACAGGGGCGCAAUGUUAACCCUUCAAGAGCCACCCUAAACAGUGUCAACCAUUAUCUUCUGUGGUCAAAUUCGCUGGUGAACACAUCAAAUUGA